This is a messenger RNA of Exophiala mesophila, 2235 nucleotides long. Its product is annotated as haloacid dehalogenase, type II. The transcript is spliced from 2 exons. Bases 343 to 1047 code for a protein of 234 amino acids. NCBI's taxonomy places the organism in Eukaryota, Fungi, Ascomycota, Eurotiomycetes, Chaetothyriales, Herpotrichiellaceae. Gene Ontology annotation, molecular function: hydrolase activity, acting on halide bonds, in C-halide compounds. The record is from RefSeq and is a predicted model, not a curated record.
CUUUGCUGUUCAUUAAGCCCUUCUCCAGGAGACAACGUGUCUUUGCAGCAUAACGGGGGAGAUCUAGCUAAGUGAACCCCAGAGGACUUCUCAACGGAGACAAUCAGAAAGACCAUGUUUCCCCAGACAUGGUGUCAUACUGGUUGUACGAGUUGACAAGAAGGCCGUUCGGGCUACCCACCGAUGCAACACUGGUUGUUCAUUGGUGCACACUCGAAUGUGAUUCAAGGCGGGGGGACAUUCACUAAUCAUUCAAAUGGAGAUCUCUGUCCAACCUGACAUCGCAAGACCUCUGCAAAAGUACUGCCUCCUCGCCUCUGCUAGAACAAUCCAGCAUUCACGAUGGGUAAAAUUGUAGUAGCAUUUGAUUUGUAUGGCACUUUGUUGUCCACCGAAAGCAUCGCAGUUGCCUUGGCAUCACACUUUGGUGAAGACAAGGCCAAGUCCAUUGCUGCAUUAUGGAGGAGGUACCAACUCGAAUAUACCUGGAGACUCAAUAGCAUGAAAAAGUAUGAACACUUCUCCGAGGUCACUCAGAAAUCUCUUCACCAUGCCUUGGGCGACCACAAUCUGAAGUUGGAUGAUGCUCAGACCCAGAAACUGAUGCAGUCCUACGAUCAGCUGUCGACUUUUCCUGAUGUGAACCCUGCUCUCGACCGGCUGGCUGAGAAUCCAAACAUUGAGUGUGUGGUCUUUUCUAACGGCACAAACAUAAUGGUGUCCAAUUCGGUCAACAAGUCAGGCAGUCUCCGCUCUUCUGCCUUCAAAGAUCUCAUCACCGUGGACGCCAUUGAACAAUUCAAGCCAGCACCGGAGGUGUACAAAUAUCUAGCUGAAAAGGUCGGUAAGGUUGGACAGGAGUCUGAUCUGUGGCUGGUGUCAGGCAAUCCGUUCGACGUAGUAGGUGCGCGAGCGAUUGGCAUGCAAGCUGCAUGGGUUGAUCGAGCGGGUAAUGGAUGGCAGGACAGACUUGGCCAAGGUCCAACUGUGGUUGUCAGAGAUCUGGGACAAGUCGCCGACGCCGUGGAGAACCACGCCAGAAAAUGAGCAAAAGAUACCUCAAGCGAUUUGUAUUAUAAGAGUGUGGCUAUACGCUAUACUGGCUCGUCUGUAUAUCGCCCGUUUGGAGUCGUCGAGUUCAAGUCUCGCGAUCUCCUAGCGUGCUCCAUUUUCGCCGCCCAGAGGCCACUGCCCGCGGCUGUGGUGAGUAAAAAGAACAUGCUCAGGACGGGACAAAGUUGCAGGGUCAGGGCCACGAUCCCGAACCACGUGUAUUUCAUCUGGCGCUUGCGGACAUAUUCUUUGCGUUCCUUCUUGGACAAGCCAAUGAAUUGAAAAUACCUCCAAUGGUGGAAAGGCCCAGCUCGAUAGCCGGUCAGGACAAGGAAAAUGGGCACCCCAACGAAAGGGAUGAAAUUGAUAGGCAGCAGAAUAACAAACUCCACGAUCUGCCGGAGACUGAACGGACUGUAAAUGGCUGUGACCGAAGGCUUCCCUAGCAUUUUGACUGAGUUGUCGGCAUCAGAAUUCAAUAACCGCGCCUCACCGACCAAGUCAGCCAAUCCCUGGUCUAUGAGGACGGCAUCAAAAGUGUCGACCAGUGUCUCAUCCACAAAGAAGGCUUCGAACAGGAUUGCAACGAUGGCUGCACCUUCGCCCAACACCAGAAACAAGCCACUUAAGAAGGCACCGGGUCCAUGGAAGAUGGCUAGGAAGGCGACUUGAGGAAGAAAUGCCCAGACGAAGAGAUUGACGUAGAUGAAUGCGGAGAGGAGGAGGAGUGGAACGAGGCGAGCACGGAAUAGUGGCCAGAGAUAGGGGUGUCGGAAGAAGUAGUAGAUGCCCUGUCAAAACGAACAUUGUCAGAUAUCUCGAAUCUGGGGUGUAGGGGACGAAACUACCCACCUUCAAGGGAUAGAGCCAUGUGGCACCCGUUAGGUUGCGAAUCAUGUUGACCUCGAUCUGGGAUGAUUGGGGUGAUGAACUGAAACUCCUGUCCCUAUCUCACCUCUGUCAAGAACCAUCACCUGGUUGUGGCUGUCUGGAAGAACCACUGCUGAUUGACGCAGGCAGUGAUACGCAGGCUGCAGGUUCCAUGGAGGCUGCAGGCAAAGAGGGAAGGGACGACCCUCGCGGCUCCUCAAAGACAGUAGCGAUGACGCAGGCAGGAAUCCCACCAAUCAAAAAAUGCUUGGCUGUUGCGCCAAUCCACAGCCUUUAAAUUCCAAAACUCUC